Molecule: messenger RNA, 645 nt
Organism: Tuber aestivum (summer truffle)
Lineage: Eukaryota; Fungi; Ascomycota; Pezizomycetes; Pezizales; Tuberaceae
Source: the annotation of a GenBank genome assembly
AUGCUUGAGGACCGAUUGCACAAGCGCUUGGAAAAGAGCAUUAAACCAUUAAAAGACUCCAUCAAAGAAGGUCAAACAUUGGUCAGAUGGGUUAUGGGGACUUUUGGCAUUGGGGUACGUCAUCACUGGCAGUCGAUUUUUGCUAAACUGUGUGAGCCCUCAGCCAGGCAUCACGGGUCUUGGCAGAAACAACCCCUGCCGUUAACUAUUGCAGUCUCCAAUGUGGGCCAUGAUGAAUACCAGGUCGUGACGAACAGGGAUUUUUUAUUACCCUACUUUGACAGUUGCACUUUUUUUUUGCCUGCCAAAUACCCCUGUAUGGCCUCAUAUUCGUCAUGGCCCAUUGGAGACUGUAGUAGCCCAAGCCAUGCCACACCUCGCCGAGGGCUUACACGGUCUACAUGACCUUAGGCUAAACAGAUUGACCAGAUUUUAUUGAAACUCGUCUUCUACGACCACCACAUUGAGGAAAAGGGCAUGAAAAGGCAGGCCGAGACGGAGGCGAGGCUCACCAAAACGCAGGCCGAGAUGGAGGAGAGGUUCGUCAAAACAAUACAAAAUUCUAUAACCCAGCUCAAACUAGAGUUGAAGCUUGAGCACCAAGCAAAAACUGUGCCUGACAGUGGCCAGGGCUGGUGGGGUUAA